AUGCUGCUCCCCCGUGGGUUGCCAUCGCUCUUGUUCCUCGUCUCUUGCGAGUCCGUCACGGCUCUGUGGCCUGCACCGCAGAGCUACUCCAAGGGAAACACGUCGCUUUUUCUGAACCCGAACAUCGAGGUUACGUACAAUGGAGGACCUGUAUGCUGGCAAUCCUACCCCUCUGCCUCUUCCCAUCCCCGGUAUGGCGACGCCUGUGGUGACGAGGGCGAGCUUGGUGCUAAAGAAGCCAUAAAAAUCCAGGUGCCGUACACGUAUGGCUACGUGCCCACCAGCAUAGACAGCAAGCAGAUUGUCCAGGGCGGCGUCUCCCGAGCGCUGGAUGCUGUUUUUCAGAAUGGUAUCGUACCCUGGAAGCUACGGCCCAAGAACCGCUUGAAUGAGUUCGAGCCUCCACUUGAAGGCGUCAGGGAGACUGUCAAGAGCCUGGCCAUCACCCAAACUGCGCCUGACCAGAAAAGCGCGUUCAAACCGCUCGCGGGCGAGGUCGAUGAGUCGUACAACUUGACGGUGAGCAAGUGCGGCGCCGCCAAGCUGACGGCCGUGUCUUCUGUCGGCGUGCUCCGUGGGCUCGAGACCUUUUCGCAGCUCUUCUACCGGCACUCUUCCAUGUCGGCCUGGUACACGCCAUACGCCCCCAUCUCGAUCCAGGAUGCGCCCAAGUUCCAGCACCGAGGCAUCCUCCUCGACACGGCACGGCAAUGGUACCCGGUGGAAAACAUCCUGCGGACCAUUGACGCCAUGUCGUGGAACAAGAUGAACCGGCUGCACAUCCACGUGACCGACUCGCAGUCUUGGCCGCUAGACCUGCCGUCCAUGCCCGAGGUUGCGCGCGAGGGCGCCCACCGGAGCGAUCUUAUCUACACGGCCGAGGAUGUUCGGCGCAUCAACGAGUACGGCGUUCAGCGCGGCGUCGAGGUGAUCCUCGAGAUCGACAUGCCGAGCCACAUCGGGUCGCUGUCGCACUCGCACCCGGAGCUAGUCGUGGCGUACGCCGAGUGGCCCUACUACUACUGGUGCGCUCAGCCGCCCUGCGGCGCGCUCAAGCUGAACGACUCGCGCGUCGACGAGUUCCUGGGCAAGAUGUUUGACGACAUCCUCCCGCGCGUCGAACCCUAUACGGCCUACUUCCACACGGGCGGCGACGAGCUCAACGCCAACGACUCAAUGCUGGAUGAGAACAUCCGAUCAAACCGCUCCGAGGUGCUGCAGCCGCUUCUGCAAAAGUUCUUUAACGUGCAGCACGACCGGGUCCGGAAGCAUGGCCUGACCCCCAUGGUCUGGGAGGAGAUCCCGCUCGAAUGGAACGUCACGCUUGGCAAGGAUGUCGUCGUCCAGACUUGGCUAGGUUCGACCAAGAAGCUUGUGGAGAAGGGCAUCAAGCUCAUUGACAGCAACUACAACUUUUGGUACCUUGACUGCGGAAGGGGCCAGUGGCUCAACUUCGCCAACGGAGCGGCGUUCGACCAGUUCUAUCCCUUCAACGACUGGUGCGGCCCGACCAAGAGCUGGAGGCUCAUGUACUCGUACGACCCAGCGGCAGGUCUGACCGCGGAGCAGGCCAAGCUCGUGCUGGGCGGGGAGGUGGCCGUGUGGAGCGAGACGAUUGACCCGGUGACGGUGGACGGCAUCAUAUGGCCACGGGCCAGCGCGGCGGGCGAGGUGCUGUGGUCGGGCCGCAUCGACCCGGCCACGGGCCAGAACCGGAGCCAGAUGGACGCCAUCCCGAGGUUGGCCGAGAUCAGGGAGCGCAUGGUGGCGCGCGGCGUGGGCGCCUCGCCGCUCACCCAGCUGUGGUGCACGCAAACGAAUGCGAGGGAAUGUCAGCACCCUGUCCCCUAA
Molecule: messenger RNA, 1851 nt
Organism: Gaeumannomyces tritici R3-111a-1
Lineage: Eukaryota; Fungi; Ascomycota; Sordariomycetes; Magnaporthales; Magnaporthaceae
Product: beta-hexosaminidase subunit beta
Exons: 2
Coding region: 1-1851 (616 amino acids)
Biological process (GO): carbohydrate metabolic process; glycosaminoglycan metabolic process
Cellular component (GO): membrane
Molecular function (GO): beta-N-acetylhexosaminidase activity
Source: RefSeq, a predicted model, not a curated record